Molecule: messenger RNA, 2808 nt
Organism: Myotis davidii
Lineage: Eukaryota; Metazoa; Chordata; Mammalia; Chiroptera; Vespertilionidae
Gene: ITIH2
Product: inter-alpha-trypsin inhibitor heavy chain 2
Exons: 20
Coding region: 157-2763 (868 amino acids)
Biological process (GO): hyaluronan metabolic process
Molecular function (GO): serine-type endopeptidase inhibitor activity
Source: RefSeq, a predicted model, not a curated record
UUGUCCCAUGUUUGAACAAAGUUUGAGAGCUUUCUUCCUCUUUUUUCUACUUUUUAAAAUUGAACUGUCCUGUGCUGUUCCUUUGAACUCGGUUGGGUGAGAGGGGAAUUCUCCCCAGACCCUGCACUGGAGCCCUUGGCCAAGCUGCCCAGCAAGAUGCAAUGGUUCACGAGCUUUCUCGUCUGGUUCUUUCUUUCCGAGGCACAAGCCUUCGAAAUCCCCAACAAUGGACUCCCAGAAUUUGCAGAAUAUGAAGAUCUUGUGGAACUAGCUCCAGGCAGAUUUCAAUUUGUGCCCGAGAACCGGAGGCAUCAGAGAAGUGUUUCUGGAGAAUCUGGAGAAGCCAUGGAAGAUGUUGAUCAAGUAACUCUUUAUAGCUACAAAGUCCAGUCCACUAUUACUUCUCGUAUGGCCAACACCAUGAUUCAGACCAAAGUGGUGAACAACUCCCCACAGCCUCAGGAUGUUGUGUUUGAUGUUCAGAUUCCCAAAGGAGCCUUCAUUUCCAACUUCUCCAUGAGUGUAGACGGCACUACAUUCACUAGUUCCAUUAAGGAGAAAACUGUGGGUAGAGCCCUCUACUCACAGGCAAGAGCAAAAGACAAAAGCACCGGAUUGGUGAGGAGCAGGGUUCUUGAUAUGGAGAACUUUAAAACCGAAGUGAACAUCCGACCUGGAGCAAAGGUGCAGUUUGAACUUCAUUACCAGGAAGUGAAGUGGAGGAAGCUGGGGUCCUAUGAACACAGACUUCAUCUGAAUCCAGGACGACUGGCCAAACACUUGGAGGUAGAUGUGUGGAUUAUUGAACCUCAGGGGUUGAAAUUUCUUCAUGUUCCUGACACAUCCGAUGGCCAUUUCGAUGGUGUGCCAGUCAUCUCUAAAAGAGACCAGAAGGCCCAUGUGUCCUUCAAGCCCACAGUAGCACAACAAAGGAAAUGCUCUAACUGCUCCGAGACUGCGGUGGAUGGAGAGCUGGUGGUGGUAUAUGACGUGAAGAGAGAGGAGAGUGCCGGGGAACUUGAGGUAUUUAAUGGAUAUUUUGUCCACUUUUUUGCUCCUGAAAACAUGGACCCAAUUCCCAAAAACAUCCUCUUUGUCAUUGAUGUCAGCGGCUCAAUGUGGGGAGUAAAAAUGAAACAAACAGUGGAAGCAAUGAAAACCAUAUUGGAUGACCUGAGAACUGAUGACCAAUUCUCUGUGGUUGAUUUCAACCACAAUGUGCGAACCUGGAGAAAUGAUUUAGUCUCAGCUACUACGACACAAGUUGCAGAUGCCAAGAAGUAUAUUGAGAAAAUCCAGCCUAAUGGAGGCACAAAUAUCAACGAGGCACUCCUGCGGGCCAUCUUUAUUUUGAAUGAAGCCAAUAACAUGGGAAUGCUGGACCCCAACUCAGUCUCUCUGAUCAUUUUGGUUUCUGACGGCGAUCCAACAGUAGGUGAACUAAAGUUGUCAAAAAUUCAGAAAAAUGUAAAGCAGAACAUACGAGACAACAUAUCCUUGUUCAGUUUGGGGAUAGGGUUUGAUGUUGAUUAUGAUUUUCUGAAGAGACUAUCCAUUGACAACCGAGGAAUUGCUCAAAGGAUUUAUGGAAACCAGGACACAUCUUUACAGCUCAAGAAAUUCUACAACCAGGUCUCUACUCCAAUGCUCCGGAAUGUUCAGUUCAACUAUCCCCAUACGUCAAUUAAGGAUGUAUUUCUUGAAUACAGAAGCCUGGCUCCUACUGCUGAUGUCAAAAGGAAAAUUACAAAAACAAUCCUGCAGAUGUCACUGGAACAUCACAUAGUGACCCCACUCACUGCCAUGGUGAUUGAGAAUGAAGAUGGGAAUGAGCGCAUGCUGGCCGACGCCCCUCCACAAGACCAUUCUUGCUGCUCAGGUGCCCUGUAUUAUGGCAGCAAAGUUGCUCCAAGUCCACUCCCAUCUUGGGUCCAUCCGUCACCAACGCCAAGGAGCCCAAUGCUUGUGAAAGGACCUUCUGUACUUGAGAGCACUCCUCCUCCACAUGUGAUGAGAGUUGAAAAUGACCCACACUUCAUCAUUUACCUACCAAAAAGCCAAAAGAAUAUUUGCUUCAACAUUGACUCAGAACCUGGAAAAAUCCUCAACCUUGUUUCUGAUCCAGAAUCAGGGAUUUUGGUCAAUGGACAACUCAUUGGUGCUAAGAAGCCCAAGAAUAAAAAACUAAGCACCUAUUUUGGAAAACUGGGAUUUUAUUUUCAACAUGAAGAUGUGAAAAUAGAAGUUAGCACUGAGACCAUCACCUUGAUCCAGGGCACCCAUACGUCGUUCUUAUCCUGGUCUGACACAGCUCAGGUCAUUAAUCAGAGGGUGCUGGUCUCAGUGAAGAAAGAGAAAACUGUGACAAUUACCCUGGAUAAGGAAAUGUCAUUCUCUGUGUUACUUCAUCGUGUUUGGAAGAAGCAUCCAAUCAAUGUAGACUUUUUGGGGAUCUACAUUCCCUCCACAAAUAAGUUUUCACCUAAAGCACAUGGACUAAUAGGCCAGUUCAUGAAUGAGCCACAGAUACACAUCUUCAAUGAACGACCUGGGAAGAACCCCGAGAAGCCAGAGGCGAACAUGGAGGUGAAAGGACAUAAGCUGGUUGUCACAAGAGGCCUGCAGAAAGAUUACCGGACAGAUAGAGUAUUUGGAACAGAUGUUCCCUGCUGGUUUGUGCACAACAGUGGGAAGGGUUUCAUCGAUGGACACUACAAGGAUUACUUUGUGCCUCAGCUCUAUAGCUUCCUUCAAUGGCCUUAAAGGUUUUUAGUUUUGGAAAUUAAAUGUAUAUACAUUUUCCUCUGC